Molecule: messenger RNA, 3829 nt
Organism: Erinaceus europaeus (western European hedgehog)
Lineage: Eukaryota; Metazoa; Chordata; Mammalia; Eulipotyphla; Erinaceidae
Gene: CDH22
Product: cadherin 22
Exons: 12
Coding region: 628-3093 (821 amino acids)
Biological process (GO): calcium-dependent cell-cell adhesion; adherens junction organization; homophilic cell-cell adhesion
Cellular component (GO): adherens junction; plasma membrane; catenin complex
Molecular function (GO): calcium ion binding; cadherin binding
Source: RefSeq, a predicted model, not a curated record
CGGCUGCGGGGUCCUGGCCCCGCGGCCGCCUGCGGCUCGACUGGGCGCUUCGCUGCUGCUGGGCGGGCGCUGCAUUCUCCGAGUCUCCACCAGAGGCUGCGGGAGGAAGGAAGGGAUCCGUCCCUUGCACACUUCCCCCCUAGUCAGACACGCACACUCCCUCGCUCCCGCUCGCUCACUCCCUCGCUCUCUCGCUCACACACACGCGCACACGCCGCCGCGGCGCCCCCUCUCGCGCCCGCUCUCCCUCUGGCUUCUCCGGGCGGCCGCCGGGCUCCCGACUCGCCCGCCCGCCCGCGCCGGGGCUCCCGCCCCACGCAGCGUCCCGAGGCGGCAGCACCGGGGGGAGCCCCCGGCCGCUCCCCGAGGCUCCUGGCCUGGGCCCCCACUCCUCCGAGGAUCAGCGGGGACCAUGGCGUGUGGUGGACCAAGGAGCUGCAGAAGCGCCACCUGCUGAUCCCGCUGCAGGGGGGCUCGGGCGGGGGCCCAGGGGGUGGCUGCGCCCCCUCCCCUCCAGCCAGGCUGAAGACCACCAUGUGACGCGGCGCCGCCCCGUCGUGGCACUGAGCAGCUACGCCCCGGGUGCCUGCUGUUCUUGCUCCUGGGGUCGGCCCGCUCAGGCGAAGCAUGAGGCGGAGGCCCGAUGGCUGGGGGCUCCAAGCGGGGCCGCUGUUGCCCACGUUGCUGCUGCUGCUGCUGCUGAUGCCGCCGCCUCCGCUACUGCUGUGCCGCCUGUGGGCAGCGGGCACGCCCACACUGGUGCCUGGGGCUCUGCCCGACAGCUCACUGGGGCCCGGCCGGGUGAAGCGAGGUUGGGUGUGGAACCAGUUCUUCGUGGUGGAGGAGUACACGGGCACUGAGCCCCUGUAUGUCGGCAAGAUCCAUUCAGACUCAGAUGAGGGUGACGGGGCCAUCAAGUACACCAUCUCAGGCGAGGGCGCAGGGACCAUCUUCUUGAUCGAUGAGCUGACGGGUGACAUCCAUGCCAUGGAGCGGUUGGACCGGGAGCAGAAGACCUUCUACACACUGAGGGCUCAGGCUCGAGACCGUGCCACCAACCGCCUGCUGGAGCCUGAGUCUGAGUUCAUCAUCAAGGUGCAGGACAUCAAUGACAGUGAACCCCGAUUCUUGCACGGCCCAUACAUUGGCAGUGUGGCUGAGCUGUCACCCACAGGCACGUCGGUGAUGCAGGUGAUGGCCUCGGAUGCGGAUGACCCCACUUACGGCAAUAGUGCCCGGCUGGUGUACAGCGUUCUGGAUGGCGAACACCAUUUCACCGUGGACUCCAAGACUGGUGUGAUCCGGACAGCUGUGCCCGACCUUGACCGUGAGAGCCAAGAGCGCUAUGAGGUGGUGAUCCAGGCCAUGGACAUGGCAGGCCAGCUGGGCGGCCUCUCGGGCUCCACUACUGUCACCAUCGUGGUCACAGAUGUCAAUGACAACCCGCCCCGUUUCCCACAGAAAAUGUAUCAAUUCAGCAUUCAGGAGUCGGCCCCCAUCGGCACGGCUGUUGGACGCAUCAAGGCCGAGGACUCUGACGUGGGUGAGAACACAGACAUGACUUACCACCUUAAGGAAGAAAGUGGCAGCGGCGGCCAUGCAUUCAAAGUCAUCACAGACAGCGACACUCAGGAGGCCAUCAUCGUAGUGCAGAAGGGCCUAGACUUUGAAACCCAGCCAGUACACACCGUGGUGCUGGAGGCGCUCAACAAGUUCGUGGACCCCCGCUUCGCCGACCUGGGCACAUUCCGCGACCAGGCGAUCGUGCGCGUGGCUGUGACCGACGUGGAUGAGCCCCCGGAGUUCCGGCCCCCCUCGGGCCUCCUGGAGGUGCAAGAGGACGCGCAGGUGGGCUCCCUGGUCGGCGUAGUGACGGCGCGGGACCCCGACGCCGCCAACCGGCCCGUCCGGUACGCCAUUGACCGUGACUCAGAUUUGGACCGGAUCUUUGAUAUCGAUGCAGACACGGGUGCCAUUGUGACGGGCAAGGGCCUGGACCGUGAGACAGCGGGCUGGCAUAACAUCACUGUGCUGGCCAUGGAGGCAGACAACCAUGCCCAGCUAUCCCGUGCAUCUCUAAGGAUUCGAAUCCUGGAUGUGAAUGACAAUCCACCAGAACUGGCCACCCCAUAUGAGGCAGCUGUGUGUGAGGAUGCCAAGCCAGGCCAGCUCAUCCAGACCAUCAGCGUGGUAGACAGAGAUGAACCCCAGGGUGGGCACCGCUUCUAUUUCCGCCUGGUGCCUGAAGCUCCCAGCACCCCUCAUUUCUCUUUGCUCGACAUCCAAGAUAACACAGCUGCCGUGCACACACAGCACAUGGGCUUCAACCGGCAAGAGCAGGAUGUGUUCUUCCUGCCCAUCCUGGUGGUGGACAGUGGGCCACCCACCCUAAGCAGCACGGGGACUCUCACCAUCCGCAUCUGCGGCUGCGACAGCUCUGGUGCCAUCCAGUCCUGCAACACCACGGCCUUUGUCAUGGCUGCCUCUCUCAGCCCUGGAGCCCUCAUUGCCCUCUUAGUCUGUGUCCUCAUCCUGGUUGUGCUGGUGCUGCUGAUCCUCACCCUGAGGCGCCACCACAAGAGCCACCUGAGCUCGGAUGAGGAUGAGGACAUGCGAGACAACGUCAUCAAAUACAACGACGAGGGCGGUGGUGAGCAGGACACCGAGGCCUACGACAUGUCCGCGCUGAGGAGCCUCUAUGACUUCGGUGGUGAGCUCAAGGGCAGCAGCGGCGGCGGCGACGUGGGUGGCGGCGGGGAGGGCAGCCCCCAGUCGGUGCACCUGCCCUCGGAGCGCCAUUCCCUCCCUCAGGGACCGCCGAGCCCCGAGCCGGACUUCUCGGUGUUCAGGGACUUCAUCAGCCGCAAGGUGGCGCUGGCGGACGGGGACCUGUCUGUGCCGCCCUAUGACGCCUUCCAGACCUACGCCUUCGAAGGCGCGGCCUCGCGGGCCACCUCGCUCAGCUCGCUGCACAGCGGCUCGUCGGGCUCCGAGCAGGACUUCGCCUUUCUCAGCAGCUGGGGCCCGCGCUUCCGGCCUCUGGCGGCGCUCUACGCGGGACACCGCUCCGAGGACGAGCCUUCCGCCUCCUAGCCCCCGGCCCUCCCCAAGCCAACACCUCAGCUGUCCCGGGACACAGUUUUUCCCCUGCUCGGCCCCUCCCCCCCAGCCCUCCCGGCUUCCCAGGACCACUGCUCGAGGGGGGACUUGCUGGGGGAUGGAUUCCGCAGAGCUCCCCCAUGGCGGGCUAUGCAGCUUUUGUCCCAGGGGUGCGUGAACUACCACCAUCAUCAUUAGACGUGCGUGUGGCCAGACUGGGGGAGGGGAGAAGGGACCGAGUUAGGGUGACUUUGCAGCGUGGAGGAGGGCGGGGUGUUCAUUCCUGCGUUGGCGGGAGGACGCUGCCCAGGUGCACCCCCUUGCCCUGGCUUCCUCAUCAGCAUUCAAGAGGAGAGGAGGGCUGCUCAUUUACUAAGCACCUACUGUGUGCUGGGACACUGUACAGAGACCGUCUUAGUUGUCACAGAAACCAUGAGGUGGGGCCCUGUGAGUCAUAGAUGGAGAAAGCCACCCAGAGAAGUGACUGUGACCUGUCUAAGGACACCAGGCCAAUGAACCCAGGAGCCUCUGGCACCGACCUACCAGCUGCCUGGCCUUGGGCAAGUCGCCUCACUUCUCUGGGCUUCAGUUUCCUCAUCUGUCAAAUGAGGUUACUAACAGAACCUACCUCAAAGAGUUGUGAGGAUCAAAAGGGUUCAUGAGUGAUCACAUGGUUCGGACAGUGCCUGGCACAUAGUAGGUGUCCAAUAAAUGUUAGCCUUUAAUACUA